CAGAGUGGUGGCAUCUACUGGGGUUAUCAGCCAGGGCAGAGUUAAGUUUGAGAGUGCUGCGAUUUGACCAAACCGGAAUGACGGAGCGCGAAACGAGGCUGUAGCCUACGGAACACCAGCACUGACAGAGACCCGUGGGAUUAAAAUCACUUUCCUUUAGUCAGUUGUCAAGCGUUCGACUGCUUGUCUGGACAUAACAAACCAAGAGUGAAUAUAGAAAUAAACUAGAAGGAGCCAGUUUUACGCUCUGCGUCUCGCUGUCAAAAAUUAGCGACUCUUUCGGAGAAACUCUGCUGGUGCCCGAAACGGUAACAGGGGCUGACGGAACGACUUGUGCUUCUAUCUCCAGUGGAUGCUAAACCAUGGAUUAAUCCAGUUUAAGGGGUCAAUUGAUCCAUACUGUCACUUCAAAUAGACGUCAACUUCAGUCUGUCUGUGAGAAAAUAUAGUAAACCAACCUUGUGUGGAUUGUAUGCUGAUUUGGCAGCAGUGUUCCUCCAAAACUCAAGAUGACUGCAGGAUAUUUGUUAAGGUCAUUGCUGCUGCUCAUUUUAGCGCUCUUCUCUGCAAACGCAAGCAACUGGCUUUACCUGGCCAAGCUGUCGUCGGUGGGCAGCAUCUCGGACGAGAAGACGUGCGAGAAGCUGCGCGGGCUCAUCCAGCGGCAGGUGCAGAUCUGCAAGCGCAACCUGGAGGUGAUGGACGCCGUGCGGCGCGGCGCGCAGAUCGCCAUCGACGAGUGCCAGUUCCAGUUCCGCAACCGCCGCUGGAACUGCUCCACGCUGGAGACGGUGCCCGUGUUCGGCAAGGUUGUCACCCAGGGCACGAGAGAGGCUGCGUUCGUGUACGCCAUCUCGGCAGCAAGCGUAGCGUUUGCGGUGACGCGGGCCUGCAGCAGCGGGGAGCUGGAUAAGUGUGGCUGUGACCGUAAUGUUCAUGGCUUCAGUCCCGAGGGGUUCCAGUGGUCUGGCUGCUCUGAUAACAUAGCCUAUGGCGUGGCCUUCUCCCAGUCGUUUGUGGACGUCAGGGAGAGAGGGAAGGGCCAAUCAUCCAACCGGGCACUCAUGAACCUUCACAACAAUGAAGCGGGCAGGAAGGCCAUCCUGAACAACAUGCGCGUGGAGUGCAAGUGCCACGGGGUGUCGGGCUCCUGCGAGCUCAAGACCUGCUGGAAGGCCAUGCCGCCCUUCCGGAAGGUGGGCAACGUCAUCAAGGAGAAGUUCGACGGCGCGACGGAGGUGGAGCAACGCAAGAUCGGCACCACCAAAGUGCUGGUGCCGCGCAACUCGCAGUUCAAGCCGCACACGGACGAGGACCUGGUCUACCUGGACCCCAGCCCGGACUUCUGCGACCACGACCCGCGCACGCCGGGCAUGCUGGGAACGGCCGGCCGCCACUGCAACAAGACGUCCAAGGCCAUCGACGGCUGCGAGCUGAUGUGCUGCGGCCGGGGCUUCCACACGGAGGAGGUGGAGGUGGUGGACCGCUGCAGCUGUAAAUUCCACUGGUGCUGCUACGUCAAGUGCAAACAGUGCCGCAAAAUGGUGGAGAUGCACACCUGCCGGUGAUUCCGCCCCCCCCCCCCCGGGCACCCUGGCAGAUCCUUUUUUUUUCUCCGGAGGGGACGCUCCCUAAUCCCCCCCACAACUACCCAACCCACCCCCCACACCCGACGUCCCAUCUUACUCGUCCAAGGAGACACAGACAGACAAGAGGGGACAAAAAUCCCCCUGGGGAAAGUGGGAUGCUCUUCCUAACAUUUUAACAUGUGCUAGAGGAACUUGGCGUUCAAUACACGGGACACAUUACAAGCAAGAUUUUUGGAAUUGCUUAAGUCCCAGUGAGAGUUCUAUUUUUGUCUAUCUCUCUCCUUUCACACUUUAAAAAAAAAAAAUGUGGUCGCUCUCUUAUUUUUGUAUUUUUUUUAACUUAUUUAAGUGUAUUAGAGAGUAAAACCUGAUGUGACAUUAUUCCCAGGGCUGUGGCUUUGGGGCUGGGGUGCCAUUGGAUGGACAUUGACAAACAUUUUGGGGGAUGGGGGGUUGUUCAGAGGGCACAUAGCCAAUGUAUGUGUGUGUGUGUGUGUGUAUGUGUGAGUGAGUGAGUGAGUGUAUGUGUGUGUGUGUGUGUGUGUGUGUGUGUGUGUGUGUGUGUGUGUGUGUGUGCGUAUGCGUGUGUGUAUGCGUGUGUAUGUGUGUGUGUGUGUUUGUUUAUGUGUGUGUGUGUGUGUGUGUGUGUGUGUGUGUGUGUGUGUGUGUAUGUGUAUGUGUGUGUGUGUGUGUGUGUAUCUGUGUGUGGUUGUCUAUCGGAGGGGUUUGGAGUAACCAUAUGGGAGGGAGGUUUGGUGGGGUUUUAUUGUUGAUGCUGCUUUAGGAACUCAUCUGGAGAGAUGGAAACCAAGGGAAUACCCAAGCGGACUCAAUAAGGGAUAGCACACACAAAAUGAAAGCAAACAAAAAGAAGAAACCUAUACUUCGAGACGCAGUCCAAGUGUACAUUAAUCUUCCGCUCAUUAAGGCAUCAGUAGCGUGUUUAGAUGCAUGUGGCCAAUAGCUCACACAGUGGACACCACAUUGCUGCUAUGCAUUUGGAAAUCAAAUGUAGAUAAACCACAGUAGUGGCUUGCCAUUCUCUGAGAGUGCUAUGGAGUUAACCUGUUCUCUGCCACAGACACUAGGGUUAACUGUAAGCGUGACAGGAUGGGCAAAGGCAUUUGUUUUUGUUGCAAAGUGUCAGAGUGGAAAAACCCAGUGGCCCAUGAGUGGUAUCACAAAUGCCUUCAGAAGAGAAGUGUUAGUCUGUUGGCAGAGGACAGCGAGCAUUUUAUUUCCACAUUUAGAGAAUGCCAAUUAAACUGUAUCGAGCAAGCAGCACCUGCCUUUUCAAGCGUCAGUCAUGCAAGCAGAAGCUUUUCACUGGUAGGUUGGUUGAUUAAGGGUGGUUGGACUAUGGGCCAUAACUUUAGCACUUUCCCUCUCCGGACGCACAUACCACAGAAUAAAACAAAUCCCAAGCAUUCCCUAUUCCCAGUGCGGGGUGGAUUGACUGACUGAAUUAUUCAUGGCAAAUAUGUACAACUACCAUAAUUCCAGCUUUUCUAUAGUAACAAUGUUAUACAGUAUGCUUUUUAAAGAAACAUAGAUCUGUUUAAGACUUAUACACUGAAGAAGACUAUAUUGCAUAUGAAUGUAUGUAAAAUUGAAAUAUAUGCUGUGUCAAAGAAAAUAGUUUUUUUGUGAUAUUUCUUCCUAAUCUGGAUGUAAUAAUGUUAUCACUGUUAAAGUGGAAAAUCAGGAAGAAUGGAAA
This is a messenger RNA of Sardina pilchardus (European sardine), 3306 nucleotides long. RefSeq names its product wingless-type MMTV integration site family, member 4 (gene wnt4). Gene Ontology annotation, biological process: multicellular organism development; cell fate commitment; canonical Wnt signaling pathway. Lineage: Eukaryota; Metazoa; Chordata; Actinopteri; Clupeiformes; Clupeidae. The transcript has 5 exons. Gene Ontology annotation, molecular function: frizzled binding; cytokine activity. The record is from RefSeq and is a predicted model, not a curated record. Gene Ontology annotation, cellular component: extracellular region. Bases 510 to 1568 code for a protein of 352 amino acids.